Daldinia caldariorum is the source of this 699-nucleotide messenger RNA. RefSeq lists its product as uncharacterized. The transcript is spliced from 3 exons. The record is from RefSeq and is a predicted model, not a curated record. Lineage: Eukaryota; Fungi; Ascomycota; Sordariomycetes; Xylariales; Hypoxylaceae. The coding region runs from base 1 to 699 and encodes 232 amino acids.
AUGGAGGAGGUCCGAUCCCAGCUCCCUUUACCCGAGGAGCCUCCCGUCGCCCCGGACUGGAACACAGCCGACGCCCGCCCCGUGGCCGUCGGCUCCGGCCGCCUCGAGAGCGACAUCUCUACCGGGCCCGCCUCCGAGGCGGGGCUACGCCAGCCCGCGAGCACGAAAAACGUCGACCUAAGUCGCAUAGGCCGUCAGGGCAAAGAUGACUUGAAGGGCCCGCCUAAGGAUGCCAUUUCCCCUACACUUGCUAUCGGUCUUAUGUUAGCUCGUAAAGGAUCCGAAUUUGGUCAACCACAGGCUGGUGAAAAAUUCCCGCCGCCGCUUGACAUCUUUGAGAACGGCGUUGUCCAGAUCCUGUCGGACGUUGGGGCAUAUAUAGACCCCCAAAAGUUGUUACGACCCGAAGGCAUCGUGCAAGAGCGCGAAUUUGUACACAGAAUCGUCGAUAUCAGAGAGGACCCGGUUAUGCUACAGGAAAUAUUAGACCAGCAGCAAGGAAUUCCGUGGAACACGGACAGGAUCGACAAUCUGAUUCAGAAUCAGCUAAAUAUGAAGCGGACAUACGCCAGCAUACGAGAUGCACGUACCGGCCUCAUUUUCAGCGCCAUGGCCAUCGUGUUUGCAGUUAUCACAUUUAUAUUCGCGCCUCUGACCUUCAUGACAAACUACUCGCCCUGCCCCUUGAAGGCGUCUUAG